UCCGGUGUCAUGUCAGCGGUCUGCUGGCACCGCAUGUUUACACGCUGACGCUCCUGCACGGUUCCAGUCCUCACGUUUUUCAGUGAAACAGUUCGACUGAAACAAAAAGGUCAAACGGAGGAAGUGUGGGAGAGGGACACUGAUUAGCAAGUCCUGCACCAUCACACCAUGGAUGCUGUGCUAAGAGCAUCCAACCAUGAUCCUCAGCCCAGCAGGAAAUCAACUAGACAAGAUGGCAGAAGUCGUUCAAGAGAAAAGUCGUGGCUUGAAGUUUGCGGAGCAGCAGCUCCUUCGACACGGCUGGGAGCAAGGUAAAGGACUGGGACGAGCUGAAAACGGCAUAUCAGAGGCCAUCAAGGUGAAAGUGAAGUGUGACAAAGGAGGAGUUGGCCAUAAAGAAGGGGAGCAGUUCACCUUCCACUGGUGGGAUCAUGUGUUCAAUAAAGCCUCCUCCAGCCUGCAGGUGGAGUCUGAUCAAAAUGGGAUCAAGCUGAAGAAGACUACAGAAGAAGAGGAUGGGAUGAUCUCCAAUAAAAAGCCAAGGAAAGCGACACUGGCUAAAGAUAAGCUGUAUGGAUGCUUUGUCAAGUCUGCCACGCUGCUGUCGGGUCAGGAGCAGCCAGAGCCGAAGGCGUCCAGCUCGGAUGACAGCAGCAGCUCAGACAUGGAGGAUGACCAGAGGAUGGAUCUCUCCAGCACCACCAAGCUUUCUGACACUGAUCUUAUGAAAGUUUGUGGAGGACGCACAGCUCACAAGGGAGCCAGGCACGGUUUGACCAUGAGCGCCAAGUUAGCCAGGCUGGAGCAGCAGGAGGCAGAGUUCAUGGCCAAGUAUGGAAAGAAGAACCAACCAGCUCCUCCUCCAGCCUCCUGUUUAGAGACGCAGGAGGAGACGAUGGCAAGCAGAAAAAAGAUGAAAAUUAAUGAGUUGAGUGGUGAUGAAGUUUGUGAAACCCCCGAAACAGAUGUUCAACCUAAAAAGAAAAAGAAGAAGAAAAAGAAUAGUGCUGAUCCCGAGGAAAGAACUGAUGAGGAUUUGAUCCAUGUAGAAAACUGCGAGGCAGACGAUUCGCACAAGAAGAAGAAGAAGAAGCAUAAGAAGAAGAACAAAGUGGAGGAGAAUGGAGUCGAAGAGACGCAUUCACCGGCUGCAGAGAGCGAGGAGGUGACUGCUGAGAUGCAUGCUGACGAGGGCAAGAAGAAGAAGAAGAAGAAAUCCUCUAAACCCCUAAAGGAAAAUGAGAGUGACUGUAAGGAGUCUAGCCAAUCAAAUCACACCGGACUAGAGGACUCAGACGUCACAGAGUCAACAGUGAAGAAAAGGAAAAAGUGCAAAAAGGACAAAACAUGUACAGAUAAGGAGGCGGCUCCUCCUCUGAAGAGGAAGAAGAAGUCUAAAGACUAGUGUGUGAUUAACUGGGAAUCUAAUUCCAUGUCUGAAGACGACGUGCUUUCCCAGUGUACUCGUCUGUGGUGCUAAACCAGAAUCAUCAGUCGACCAGCAAACAUAAACAGGAAGCACUUUGAUAAAAUUUACACGCAUUUAUUCUGGUUACAAGUCCACAAGGCGGGAAUGUUAGCAUGAUCCUUUGACAUGACCGGAAUAAAUGAGUGAAAUUGUGGUUAAAAAAAAAAAAAAAUCAGCUGAGGUUUCAUGUGAAUGCUUCCUGUUUAGCUUUGUUUACUCGAUAUUAGAGGAACUUGGUGAGUUACAGUCUAAACAUGGACUGUAAAGGAAUUUUGGAUGUUUUCAAAAAACUGGAAAACAUCUUUAACUACAUCCAGCAGGUGAAGCACAUUACACGCUGUUUAGAGAAGUUGAUGAUGAUUUUUUUUAAAGAUUGCCUUUAUAACAUGAAAUGUGGCCUAAAUAAUCCAUCACAACCAGACGUGGCUUUUCUAAACUGAGACUAACAGUCAUGAUAGCUGGAGUCAGUUUACAGCUGUUCUGGGAGGUAAACAUGAAAUAUAAAGAAUCUUUACAAGCUCCCUUUGACGGAGACCCCAGCUGCAUUGUGUUUUUACAAUACUGAUGUAGGCCGUGGAGUAUUGUGACACAUGCUGGUUUUAUAUGCAAAUUAAAUGAUCAGACUCUGCAGACUUUUGUACUUUUGAUUCUUUUAUUGUUUAAAAUCAUCUUUGUGUAAAUAAACAUUUUUAACAACAAAGUAAACAAAUAUACAAAAUUGUUGUAUCUUUUGUAGGAAUUAGAAAAUAUUCAUCUACAUAGAUCAUUUGCAGUUUUAGUCACCUGACAGGUGUGUCAGCAUGUACCUGGGACAAGACGCACGCGCUUGUGACAGGUAUAAACUUUGCCGGGAUUCUUGUUUCCUGAGCCGUAAUGUUGGUUAGCUGUAAGCUUUUUUGCAAAGAUGAUGGAAAAUAAAAUAGUUUCUACGGGAAAA
Oreochromis aureus is the source of this 2405-nucleotide messenger RNA. RefSeq names its product G patch domain containing 4 (gene gpatch4). The record is from RefSeq and is a predicted model, not a curated record. Bases 197 to 1405 code for a protein of 402 amino acids. Gene Ontology annotation, biological process: regulation of ribosome biogenesis. Gene Ontology annotation, molecular function: nucleic acid binding. NCBI's taxonomy places the organism in Eukaryota, Metazoa, Chordata, Actinopteri, Cichliformes, Cichlidae. The transcript is spliced from 9 exons. Gene Ontology annotation, cellular component: nucleolus.